AUGAGUUCUUCAGGCUUAUCCAAGCCCACCAAUAUAAUUACAGAAAAGUUCGAUGUGUCUGAAGAUACCGGCCGUGGAGGAGGAAAUGAAAUCGGCAUGUGCAGCUUAUUGCCAUUGGGGGGGUCUCUUGGAACCGGCCUUUUCAUUGCCAUCGGCGGCGCACUUUCCAAAGGCGGUCCGGCCAGCUUGUUGCUCGCAGUUACCGUCGAGUCCAUCAUGCUGAGCAUGGUCAAUAACUGCAUUGCCGAGAUGGCAACUUAUAUGCCAGUCAGUGGUGGUUUUAUCUCUCAUGCUGGAAAAUGGGUUGAUGAUGCUUGGGGAUUUCUUGCGGGAUGGAAUCUCUUCAUCUUUAUGGCCCUGAGCAUUCCGUUCGAAAUUUCAGCUGUCAACUUGUUUCUUCAAUUUUGGAGGGAUGAUAUCCCCGCUUGGGCUGUUUGUGUCGCUUGCCUCGCUGUUUAUCUCGCGAUCAAUCUUUUCACAGUGCAUGCGUAUGGUGAAACUGAAUUCUGGUUGUCGACAGGAAAAGUUUUUUUAAUGACAAUACUCUUCGGUCUCACUUUUGUGACAAUGGUUGGUGGGAAUCCCGAUCAUGAUGCAUAUGGAUUCCGCCAUUGGAAUAGCCCAGGAGCCUUUGCGGAAUACGCCAGCUCAGGAGACCUUGGCCGCUUCGAAGGCUUUCUUGAAUGCCUUUGGACAGCAUUGUUCAUAGUCACUGGACCAGAAUAUGUUUCUUCUCUUUCAGCUGAGGCCAAACAUCCCCGAGUAUACGUCAAACAAGCCUUUAAGGUUGUUUAUUGGAGAAGCAUAGUCUUCUUUGUCGGAGGAGCUAUCUGUAUUGGCAUACUCCUGGCAUAUGAUGACUCCACACUAAUCCAGUCAGUGAAAAAUGGAGGCUCAUCUGCAUACGCAUCUCCUUAUAUCAUUGCUAUGAAGAAUAUGGGAAUCACUGGUCUUCCUCACUUAGCAUGUGCAUUGAUGCUAACUACAGUAUUCUCUGCUGGGAACACAUACUGGUAUGCUACAACGCGUGGACUCUAUAGCCUUGCAGCUGGUGGCCGGGCACCGCGUAUAUUCACACGAACCAAUGACCGAGGUAUACCAAUUUACUGCAAUAUAGUAGCACUGGCAUUCGGCUGUCUCUCAUUUUUGCAGCUCUCCGGGGGCGCCAUGACCGUCCUCAACUGGCUCAUUAGCCUGACUACAGCAAAUAUUUUGAUCAACUAUAUCAUUAUUGGGGUGACAUACAUUUGCUUCUAUCGCGCCUGUUAUGCACAGGGAUUUGAUAGAACAAAACUGCCUUAUUACGCAUAUUUCCAGCCAUAUUGUGGCUACAUCUCGAUCGCUUGGAUGGUUUUAAUGCUUUUCUGCUUCGGAUAUCGCAGCUUUACGCCGUGGAGCACCAAGAGCUUCUUCCUGAGCUAUACCAUGUUUAUUCUCGCACCUAUAUAUUUCUUCUCUUGGAAAAUAUUUCACGGAACCAAGUGGUUGACGCCCGAAGAAGUCGAUCUGCGCUGGGAAGCCGAUGAUAUUGCGUUGUAUGAAGCGAGCGAGACUGAACAGCCAAUCAAAUUUUGGAGGGGUAUCAUCAACAUGCUUAGAGGCUGGAAGCCUGGUCGUUGA
Messenger RNA from Penicillium manginii, 1620 nucleotides. RefSeq lists its product as uncharacterized. NCBI's taxonomy places the organism in Eukaryota, Fungi, Ascomycota, Eurotiomycetes, Eurotiales, Aspergillaceae. The transcript has 3 exons. Gene Ontology annotation, biological process: amino acid transmembrane transport. Gene Ontology annotation, cellular component: membrane. Bases 1 to 1620 code for a protein of 539 amino acids. Gene Ontology annotation, molecular function: amino acid transmembrane transporter activity. The record is from RefSeq and is a predicted model, not a curated record.